Paraphaeosphaeria sporulosa is the source of this 1046-nucleotide messenger RNA. RefSeq lists its product as uncharacterized. Bases 21 to 1046 code for a protein of 341 amino acids. The transcript is spliced from 4 exons. Lineage: Eukaryota; Fungi; Ascomycota; Dothideomycetes; Pleosporales; Didymosphaeriaceae. The record is from RefSeq and is a predicted model, not a curated record.
AUACGCUUCUCCAAGGAUCGAUGAAACGGCUGAGCUCAAACCACCAUGCCAGACUCCAUCGCCUCAAAUUGGAAAUAUCCUCUACACCCUCGGACCCUACAGUGACCCAUUACACCAUUGCCAAGACCAUGGAUCGCUACCAACACCACGGGUCUACAUUCCAAGAUGUCGGAUCGAGAUCUCGUCAAGAGUCUUCGUUGGCCAACGACUCCGCUCCAUUCCAGCCAUCGAUCCCGUCCCUCCGCCCCUUCCCUCUCCACCCCACCUACAAGCAUCAUCCCCCACCUCUUCCACUUCUCCCCUGCCUUCCCAUCAUCCCCUCCAUCAUCUCCGAUUUCCCCGUCCCCUCCCUCUCGCUCCACCCACUCACUCUCCCUCUCCACACCUCCCCCAUAAAAUGGCCCAUUCACAGUAAUAACCUCCCCGUCCAUCCCCACGCCCGCCCCCAUCAGCAUCAACCCCUGCGGAUUCGCCUCCGCCACCAAUACACAUCGGCCUUGACCGCACACCUCACCACGCCAUGUCGCCGCACUCCCUCCCACACCCGGCGAUACCGCCGAAUCGCCGCCAGUCUCCUGACAGAACACCUUCCCGAGCAACGCCUCGUCCUCGGCAUGCUACCCCGGGUCCACACGGCUGUCCACGCCCGCCGCGUCGAGCAGCGCGUGCCCGGCCUGCUCCCACGUACGCGGCUGCCCGGUCCGCGAGAGGAAGCGCAGCCCGUUGGAGGACUCUGCGUGGUGCCGCCGCGUGAAGGCGUCGCCGUGGGCGGAGGGGAGUGCGCAGCGGCAGAUGGUGUGUGGGUCGGAGAGGGCGAGUAUGAGGUUGUAGCAGGUUAUGUUGCGGGCUUCGAGGGAGGAGCGGGUGGGGUGGGAUGGCGCGGCGGUGUUGGUGUCAUCUGCGUGUGUGAGUUGAAGGGUCUUGGGCGUGCCUUUUGGCUUGAGGAGCUUGUGAAGGAACUUCAUGGUCGUCAGGGCGCUGGCUUUAGAGGCUGGGAGGAGUGUUUCGAGGCGAGUUUGCUUGAGCGAGAUCUCGCUGAGUGUUGA